Molecule: messenger RNA, 6095 nt
Organism: Polypterus senegalus (gray bichir)
Lineage: Eukaryota; Metazoa; Chordata; Cladistia; Polypteriformes; Polypteridae
Gene: ttc21a
Product: tetratricopeptide repeat domain 21A
Exons: 29
Coding region: 95-4051 (1318 amino acids)
Biological process (GO): intraciliary retrograde transport; protein localization to cilium
Cellular component (GO): intraciliary transport particle A
Molecular function (GO): protein binding
Source: RefSeq, a predicted model, not a curated record
ACGACGCCUUAUAUCUUGUACCUAAGACGCUUCCUUUCUACAUAAAAGACGAAAAAAAAAAAAAACACAUCAAGUGGCGAUCUUUUCUGGAAAAAUGACUGAAAAGGAGCAGACUGGCUUGGCUUCGAUUGUUUAUUAUUAUCAGGAAAAAUUUUACCGGCAUGCAAUAAACAUUGCAAAUGAACACCUGAAGAAGAAUGUCAAUGACCCGGUGAUGAUGUUUUUUAAAGCUUAUGGCGCAUUAAUGGAAGGUCGUACACAAGAAGCUAUCCGAGAACUGAAUGAACUGAAGGACCAUCCAGAUGUUUCUCUUUGCUCCAUAAUGGCUCUCAUUUAUGCUCACAAGCAAAGUGAAAGCUUAGACAGAGAAGCUGUUUCAGAUUUGGAAAGUCAGUUGAAGACAAGUCGGAAGACAGCUGGAGAGCAAAUGUUGUAUCAUGCAGGUCUAUUUCUAUGGCUCCUAGGGCGCAGUGACAAAGCAAAAGAGUACAUAGACAAAAUGCUGAAGAUUCCAAGUGCAUCAAAAGAGGGCCUUAUUCUUAAAGGGUGGACUGAGCUUAGUUCUGAAAAGGAGCUCAACAGACACAAAUCUAUUAAAUACUUUGAAGAUGGACUGCAAGAUUCAAAAAAUGUAUUUGGCUUGAUGGGGAAGGUGAAAUAUUUUACAAUCAAGCAGAAUUAUUCAGGAGCCCUUGAAAUUGUCAACCAGAUAAUAGUAUCACAUCCUAAUUUUCUGCCUGCAUUGCUUAUGAAAAUGAAGCUUUUUCUUGCUCAGCAGAACUGGGAACAAACUUUGGAAACUGCACGGAGAAUUCUACAGAAGGAUUCAACUAAUCUGGAAGCUCUGCAAAUCAUGGCUGUCUACAGCCUGGCAAAGGAAGGUGACCUGGCAAAGACGACUUCUCAUGUUGGUGAAAUCAUUAGCGCUCUAGAAACUGUCGAACCUUGCAAUCCAAGUCUUCACAGUACAAUACUGAGUCCCAUCAGCAAACUGUGUGGAAACAACCAAAUGCUGUUACAGCAAAUAUCUAAUGCAGUUGAGCGCGCACUCAUGAAAGCACCUACUGCGGCGGACAUUGCCAAUGAGCUCGGUUUCCUGCUACUCUUUCAGUCCAGACUUCAGGAGGCAUCCUAUUGGUAUUCCAAUGCAAUGAAAUUGGAUGGAAACAAUCUGGCAGCUCUUACAGGUGUCAUUCAGUGUCAACUCCUUCAGGGGCAACUAGGGGAAGCAGAGCAGCAACUGGAGUUUCUAAGGGAGGUUCAGCAAUCCAUCGGGAGGUCACCAGAAGUUGCAUACCUUGAAGCAGUUCUCUCUGCAAGAAAAGACAAAGGGGAACAAGUUGUGAACGCUCUGCUCAACGAAGCCAUACAGCUGCACUUCUCUGGAAUGGAGGGCCUGCCUUUGGGAAUGGAAUAUUUUGAGAAGCUCAAUCCUAGUUUUCUCCUAAAUGUUGUAAAGGAAUAUUUGGCUUUAUGUCCACAACAGCCUAUGCAACCUGGUCAGCCACUUCCCAUUAUGGUAAAGCAAUCAUCAAUGAUACUGGAACCCAUAGUAAAAAUAACCCCAGGCCUAAUAGAAGCAGUCUACCUCAUGGCAAAAGUGAAAUUUAUUUCAGGUGACAGUGAGGCAUGCUUGAGCUGUUUACAGAGGUGUCUGGAUCUCAAUCCUACUUUUUCUGAUGCCCACCUUCUGAUGGCCCAGGUUUAUCUCAUCAUGGGAAAUUUCAGAAAAUGCUCACAGUCUCUAGAAACAGGUGUAAGCCACAACUUUGAGGUUAGGGAGCUUCCACUCUAUCAUCUUAUUAAAGCGAGAACACUGAAAAUGAUGGGUGACCUCCCAGAAGCUAUCAAAACUCUCAAGAUGGUGAUGAGCUUGCCUUCAAUGAGAAAAGGAGCAUCAGCAAAAGCUGCAUCAGUUUCUAUUAGCACCAGUGAUCGUGUGUCAGUGUACCUGGAACUGGCUGAGGUCCUACGUCUAAAUGGGGAACUGCAUGAAGCUACUAAGAUAUUACAAGAUGCUAUUGUUCAGUUUUCUGGAACAUGUGAAGAAAUUCGAAUAACAGUGGCCAAUGUUGACUUAGCUAUAAGCAGAGGUGACACUGACACAGCACUAAGCAUGCUCAGAAAUAUUUCUGCCACCCAGCCAUACUACACACAGGCUAAGGAGAAGAUGGCCGAAAUUUAUCUCUGUCAAAACAAAGACAAGAGACUCUACGUAGCAUGCUAUAGAGAAUUAUGUGAGCAGCUUCCAGGUCCACAUACAAGCUUACUACUGGGAGAUGCUUAUAUGAAAAUUCAAGAGCCUGAAAAAGCUAUUGAGGUGUAUGAGCAAGCACUGAAGAGGAAUGCAAGGGAUGCAACUCUGGCAAGCAAGACUGGACAGGCCUUAAUCAAGGCACAUCAGUAUAAUAAGGCUAUUAACUACUAUGAAGCAGCUAUAAAAAUCAGCGGGCAGGAGUUCCUUUAUUAUGAUUUGGCGGAGCUGUUUUUAAGACUCAAGCAACAUGAUAAAGCUCAGAAGCUUGUGAAACAAGUUUUGGAACAUAAAUUUGUUACUGACUUACCAACAAUGAUGAGUGAUGUGAAAUAUUUAACAUUACUAGCAAGAAUUCAUAGCAAGUCAGGAAAAUCCCCAGAGGCUAUGGAUGCACUUAACAAGGCAUAUGAUGUUCAGUCAAGAGUUUUGAAGCGCCUCGUGUUGGAGCAGCCUGAGAUUAUCCCUACCCAGAAACUACUGGCUUCGUCACUCCUCUCACUGAUGGCAGAACAGUGUGUAUCGCAGAAAGACUUUGACAGUGCAAUCAAACACUACAAAGAAGCCCUUUCAUUUUCAGAAAAAGACAGCAAAUUGCUGAUUUCAUUGGCAAGACUGUAUCUGGAUCUAGGAGAUUUGGAUUCAUGCCAGCGCCAGUGCAUCUUAUUGCUUGAGAAUGAAGAAAAGAAUGAGGAGGCAGCCAUGAUGAUAGCUGACCUUAUGUUUAGAAGACAUGAAUAUGAAAAUGCAAUAUCCCAAUGUCGUCAACUAAUGGAAAGGUCACCAGAUAACUUUUCAGUGCUGGAGCGUUUGAUAGACCUACUCAGACGAACUGGCAAGCUUGAUGAAGCACCAGCUCUUUUGCAAAAAGCAGAAAAUCAAUCUGCCAGGUCCACCCUUGAGCCUGGGUAUAAUUACUGCAAAGGCCUUUAUCUGUGGCAUUUGGGACAACCAAACGAAGCCCUAAGACUUUUUAAUAAAGCCCGUAAGGACAGCGACUGGGGCCAAAAGGCUGUGCAUACCAUGAUUCAGAUUUGUCUUAAUCCAGAUAAUGAGACAAUUGGGGGAGAGGUUUUUGAAAAUCUCAAUGAGGAUUCAGGAAGUAACAACAGUGCAGCAGAAAAGAAAGAGUCGGAGCAGCUGGCAGUGAAGACGGCUCAAAACCUACUGAAGGAGUUCCACCCUCGCACAAAGCAAUCCGAGGAGCAGCAGAUUCUGCUCCAGAACAACUGCCUGCUGGCAACCAGAGACAAAAUGAAUAUUGAAAAGGCACUUUCUGUGUUUGCUGAAAUGGCUUCUUCUGAGAAGGAGCAUGUUCCUGCUCUCCUGGCAAUGGCACAAGCCUAUAUGAUUCUGAAGCAGAUCCCUCGGGCCAGAAACCAGCUAAAAAGAAUUAACAAAGUUAACUGGAAUGCAGCGGAAGCUGAAGAGCUGGAGAAAAGCUGGCUUCUUCUGGCUGACAUUUAUAUAAAAGCUGGCAAAUAUGACAUCGCAACAGAUUUGUUGAAGCGCUGCCUACUCUACAAUAAGUCAUGUUGUAAAGCCUAUGAGUACCUUGGUUUUAUCAUGGAGACUGAGCAGUCAUACAAGGAUGCUGCAAGCAACUAUGAGAUGGCCUGGAAUUACAGCAAUCGGGCAAACCCAGUUAUAGGUUACAAGCUGGCUUUUAAUUACCUGAAGGACAAAAAGUAUGUUGAGGCCAUUGAUGUCUGUCGAAAGGUUCUAAAUGACCACCCUGGAUAUCCAAAAAUCAGAAAAGAAAUAUUGGAAAAAGCACAGCUGUCAGUGAAGGCCUAAAACCAGGACCUCCAUUUUUUGGACAGUAUCGUAUUAUCGGACACCUCAAAGGCAGCAGAGCUGAUGCUUCUCCUCUCCCCCUGCUUCCUAUUGUGAUCUGCAUGACUUGUUCAGGAUGUUUUCAGAAGCCUUCCACAGGUUACACUCAGCUUGGUGGCCCUGAAUCUCGAGAACUUGAUGCCACAAAAGGAUCACAGAGACUUUAUCCUGAUUUGUAUUAGCUGAAUUUUGUGUACUUGAGCAUUUGGGUCUACAUUUUAGGCCCUGCACAUUACAGAUGGGGAUAGAACUUGUUGUUCCUUUCAGAAAAAUAUGUAGGAUUCUAUGUUUGAUCGAAUAAUUUAAUGGUCAUUGGUGAUAUGAGUUACCAGCCCUGUCUCAUAAUGAUGAGCAAGAAGAAAUGACCUGAACCUAAUAACCUGAAACAAGACUUGUAGUUAGGGCCAGGCCAAACCAGGCCAGGUGAAAAUCAGGAGAUUAAAAUGAAACACAAGUGAGCACAGCACAGGGGCAAACCAAAAAUCAAAGUCCGAAAUGAAAUCAAAACUCACAUGAAACCUAUAAAUUGUCCACCUUGAAUUGAAAACUAUUGGUAAAGAUUUCUGAGGUUUGUUCAACAUAGGGAUACUGGUACCGAGCACGGAAUAUAUUUAUAGCAUAACUACCACUUACAUCAGAAUCACAUCAGUGUCACAUAAACAAAAGAAUGAAAGGGAAAAAAAAACUUUGUGUAAACAAAUAAAAAUGUUUUGAAACCUCCAGAAUUCAGUUUUAACAGAUAAAAACAUAAAAACACACAUCUAGAAAUGUACAAUUCUUACAAGUAGCUGAUGAUUUUUUUUAAGCUGUUGGAGCAUAUUUGCAGCUUUAGAAAAUGAGUGGAGAUGUGUUUCUUGUAGAUGGAUGUCACACCCAAGAGACAUGGAGUGUUAUGGCUUGACAGUCUAACUAAUUCUACUCUGCAGGCUUUCUAAAUCCAUAUGACAACUCAUUACAAAAUCAACAAGCAAAGUAAUAAUAGCCUCUUUUACUCAUGUAGGAAUUUACCAGUAAACUGUGAUACCAAAGCCAUGGUCUAACAAAGCUGAGUCAAGAAUCCCAGAAAAGCUGUCCAACAAUUCCACCACUUGACACCUGGUAUAGCCUACUUCCAAGGAAUUUCUAAAUUUUGAUGAAUAUGCGAACAAAGGCAGAAAAUUAAGAGGCGAUCCAUGAAAAAACAUCAACAUGUCCACAUGUACAGUAUGUACUAUUCUCUCCUGGCUAUGUGAGUGAACCAAUAAGCUUGAUAAUUCAAUUGAAAUUUAGAGAUAUCAUUGAAGUUUAGCUCAUUUCUAAGGUUAGCUACUUGGAAAAGUCUAUAAAUUAGGUUUUGAAAUAAAGGAGCUACUCUCCAAACAAGCCAAAAAGCAAGCAGCUGAGCCCCACUGUCACUUGAUCUAUGUGUGCACUGCCUGCUUCAUGUCCGCCAGUCACAAGUUAUUGAUACUGUAAUGGGAAACAUUGGGUAAGUGGAGUGUGUAUGCAGUGGAACUCAAGGUCUGUAUGGUAGUCUAAAUCAAUAGACAUGCAGAAAUCAAUGUAGAAAAGAAUGAUUGUGCCAGUCAACCAUUGCUCCUCACCAAUGCGUUUUCUUUUUACAAAAUAGUAGUCACUCUGAACCUGGAAAGAGAGUAAACACUGUUGACUUGGGAAAUUCCUGUGUCACCCUAGUAUUUGUAAAUGAGCAAAUUCCACUAAAUUUCUAUGCUGGUUAACAUGGAGAUUUCCCAAGGCACGUGUUAAAGAGACAAGUGGCGCGCCAAAUCUUCUCUCUGUUAAUCCAUUUCUCUAUUUUUUCAAUAGAUGAACUCAUUACAAAAUAAACAAGAUGUUUAGUCAGGUUGAGAAGCUCUUUCUUUGGUACUUUCUCCCUAAUGAAAUCUUCCUAUAUGAAGAAGUACAAUGUAUAAACAUUAUGGCUCAGCCAACAAGCUAUUCAGCAGCAGUGUGUCAGAAAACGCUACGGGGGCUCCUUUAUACAUACGGCAAUACAGCUCCAUAA